This is a messenger RNA of Saccostrea echinata, 4213 nucleotides long. RefSeq names its product intraflagellar transport protein 122 homolog. Bases 70 to 3858 code for a protein of 1262 amino acids. Gene Ontology annotation, cellular component: non-motile cilium; intraciliary transport particle A. Lineage: Eukaryota; Metazoa; Mollusca; Bivalvia; Ostreida; Ostreidae. Gene Ontology annotation, molecular function: protein binding. Gene Ontology annotation, biological process: intraciliary retrograde transport; non-motile cilium assembly; protein localization to cilium. The record is from RefSeq and is a predicted model, not a curated record. The transcript has 30 exons.
UGAAUUCCAUAGCAGAAUUGUGCCGAAAACAUUUCUUGCAAAGUGUUUUUCAUGAGAUAACCUAAAGCGAUGCGUGCGGUACCAACCUGGGUUGAUAAAGUACACGACAGAGAUAAAGUCGAUCAAUGUAUCUGGGAUCUUUGUUUCAAACCUGAUGGUAGUCAGCUUAUUGUUGCUGCGGGAAACAGAGUAUUGGUCUAUGACACAAAUGAUGGUACACUAAUUCAGCCGCUGAAAGGUCACAAAGACACUGUAUAUUGUGUUUGUUAUGCCAAGGAUGGCAAGAGAUUUGCCUCAGGUGCAGCAGACAAAAGUGUCAUCAUUUGGACAAGUAAAUUAGAAGGGAUUUUAAAGUAUACACACAAUGAUGCUAUACAGUGUUUAGCUUACAACCCAGUUACCCACCAACUGGCAAGCUGUGCAGUCAGUGACUUUGCCAUUGUAGAAUAUGAGGCAAGAAGGAGUAAUGCUCCAGGAUUAUGGUCACCUGAACAGAAGAAUGUGUCAAAACACAAAGUCAACAGCAGAAUCACCUGUUGUAGCUGGACAAACGAUGGGCAGUACCUAGCUCUGGGACUGUAUAAUGGAUUGGUCAGCAUUAGAAAUAAGGGUGGAGAAGAGAAGGUCAAAAUAGAGAGACCUAAUGCUGCCACUUCCCCAGUAUGGUCUUUACAGUGGAACCCAAGCAGAGAUGAAUCCUACGAUGUCCUAGCAGUGGCAGACUGGGGUCAAAGGUUAUGUUUCUAUCAGCUGUCUGGAAAACAGAUUGGAAAAGACAGAAAUCUUGGCUAUGAUCCUAAUUAUGUUCGCUGGUUUUCACGGGGGGAGUAUGUCGUCGUUGGAGGGUCCAACAAACAGUGCUGUCUCCACACCAAGGAAGGAGUCAAACUUGGGGUCAUUGGAGACCAGUCUACAUGGACAUGGUCAGCAGCAGUCAAACCAGACUCAAACUAUGUGGCUGUGGGUUGCCAGGAUGGGACCAUCGCAUAUUACCAGCUGAUUUUCAGUACUGUCCAUGGUUUGUACAAAGAUAGAUACGCCUACAGAGAUAACAUGACUGACGUCAUUAUCCAGCACCUUAUCACUGACCAGAAAGUGAAAUGCCUGAGACAGGAAAUGUUGAUUAAGGAUGGUUAUCAAGUCCUGCACAAUUGUAAAUUUGUGCAGGAAAUGUAUUAUGAUAAAGACUCGGUUCUGUCAAAAGCCAAAGAGAAAGUCGUGGCUGAGCUGAGUGUAUGUCAGUCCCCCAUAUAUAGAGGCCACAGUAGUCAGUCAGUGAGGAUCAAAUGCAGAGACUUGGUUAAGAAGAUAGCUAUUUAUAGGCACAGACUGGCUGUGCAGCUACCAGAUAAGAUAGUUAUAUACGAGCUGUACUCGGACGAUGCCGCUGACAUGCACUACAAAGUCAAGGAGAAGAUUAACAAGAAGUUUGAGUGUAAUCUUCUCGUGGUUUGUUCCCAGAACAUCAUUCUUUGUCAGGACAAGCGACUCCAGUGCUACUCCUUCCAAGGAAUCAAAGAGAGAGAAUGGCUGAUGGAGUCCCUGAUUCGAUACAUCAAGGUCAUUGGGGGCCCCUCUGGUCGCGAGGGACUCUUGGUGGGCCUGAAGAAUGGGCAGAUUAUGAAGAUAUUUGUGGACAAUGCUUUUCCCAUCAUGUUACUGAAACAGAGCACCUCAGUCAGGUGUCUGGAUGUCAGUGCCUCACGGACAAAGCUGGCUGUGGUGGACGAACACAACACGUGUCUGGUGUACGACAUCAACACCAAGGAUCUUUUGUUCCAGGAACCCAAUGCUAACAGUGUAGCAUGGAAUACACACUAUGAGGACAUGCUCUGUUUUUCUGGGAAUGGGUUACUCAACAUAAAGGCCAGCAAUUUUCCAGUUCAUGUACAGAAGUUACAAGGUUUUGUAGUGGGCUUUAGUGGAUCUAAGAUUUUCUGUCUCCACAUCUACUCCAUGUCCUCGGUGGAUGUUCCACAAUCAGCCUCCAUGUAUCAGUACCUAGAAAAGAAACUCUUUAAGGAUGCUUACAAAGUAGCCUGUUUGGGGGUGACAGAUGGGGACUGGGAAGUGCUGGCCCAUGAGGCUCUUGAGGGGUUGGACUUUGACACGGCCAAGAAAGCCUUCAUAAGAAUCAAGGAUCUUCGUUAUCUGGAACUCAUUCACUCCAUAGAGGAAAGGAAAAAGAGAGGUGAAAAUGAUAACAUGAUCUUCCUUGGUGAUGUAUACAGUUACCAAGGAAAAUUCAACGAGGCUGCCAAACUAUACAAAAAGGCUGGUGGGGAACAGAAGGCUAUGAAUAUGUAUACAGACCUCAGAAUGUUUGACCAGGCCAAGGAAUACAUUGGCUCAGGAGACCCUCUGGAUAAGAAGAUGUUGAUUACCAAACAGGCAGACUGGGCCAAGAGCAGUAACGAACCAAAGGCUGCUGCUGAAAUGUACAUCUCAGCUGGUGAAUACUGCAAGGCUAUCGACAUCGUAGGGGAACAUGGAUGGGCCGACAUGAUGAUUGACUUGGCCCGUAAGUUAGACAAAGCUGAUCGGGAGGCAUUGAGUAGAGCAGCCAUGCACUUGACCAAGAUGGAGCAGUAUCCCUUUGCUGCUGAAGUGUACAGUAAAAUGGGAGAUAUUAAAGCCCUCAUCAACCUUCAUGUAGAGGCCAAGCACUGGGAAGAUGCUUUUACUUUGGCAGACAAACACCCUGAGUACAAGGAGGAGGUUUAUGUACCGUACGCUCAGUGGCUUGCCGAGAACGACAAGUUUGAUGACGCACAAGAGGCAUUCCAUAAGGCUGGUCUGCAGGGGGAGGCAGUCAAAGUCCUGGAACAGCUUACACAUAAUGCUGUUAUUGAGAGCCGGUUCAAUGAUGCCGGUUACUAUUUCUGGAAACUCUCCAUGCAGUGUCUGGAUAUAGCAAGAGAGGAUUCAGAGAAACGAGAAGAAAUGUUUGCCAAGUUCCAAGACUUCCAGAGGAAGGCGGACAUGUAUUACGCCUACCAUUCCAUACAGAGAUAUACAGAUGAGCCUUUUACAUCACAUUUACCAGAAGCCUUGUUUAACAUUUCUCGAUACCUGCUUCAUAUGAUCCAGAGUGGUAUACCACACGGAAUCUCUAAAGUAGGGACCUUAUAUGCAUUAGCUAAGCAGAGUAAGAACCUUGGAGCCUAUAAGUUAGCUCGUUAUGCUUACGAGAAGUUACAGACACUACGGAUACCCAGUAGAUUUCAGGAGGCCGUGGAUCUAGGCAGUGUGAUGAUCCGCUCAAAGGCAUUCCAAGACUCCGAGGAACUUCUCCCUAUGUGUUACCGCUGUUCCACAACGAACCCUCUUCUGAACAAUGGAGGAAAUUGCUGUGUUAAUUGUAGACAACCAUUUGUCCACUCUUUUGUCUCAUUUGAGGUGCUCCCCCUGGUGGAGUUUGUGUUAGACAGCAGUCUGACUGAUGAGGAAGCAGUACAAAUCCUGGAUCUCUCCAUACCCAGACAAAAGAAGGAGGAUCGCGGCUGGAAGGAGGGGCGCAUCGGACAUGCCCAGACUCUGAGUUUAGGUCAGGCUCAGGAUGAUGAACCAGAAGAGGAGGACCCAUUCUCAGCUAAACUUAUGACAUUUGAUCAAGAAGAAACAGAAUUCCGUCCUGUGGUUGUUACAAAAUCUGUUCUACAAACUUUAUCUAGAUCAGAGGUUUACAUUCUUAAGUGGCCAAAACCAUUGAGAUAUCAAUUCUUUAGAUCCUUACUGCCAGAUGUCACCAUCACACAAUGUCCUAAAUGUAACAAGUUGUUCCAUACAGAUGACUUUGAGCUCCAAUAUCUACAAAAAGGCCACUGUCCAUUCUGUAGGAGUACCUUGGAUGACUGAAAAAUUGUUCUACAAAGAGGAUAAUAAUCCAUUUUAUGAGAAAAAAAAAACUAGUGAUCACAAAUCAUGAUCUAAACCAAGAAAGAAAACUCUGUAUCAAAGUCCUAGUAAUGCAUCAAGUGUAGUAUAUGCAUCUUUUUGAAUCUCCCAUUCAGUUAAUGGCAAGCCAUUCAAAUUUCCUCUUAUACAAGUCUUGGCAAAUCCUGUGAUGCUGUUUCGUUAAAGUCUUUGUUUUAAGUAAUUCCAUGAAUUCUUUAAUUGAUAUUUAUACUUAAGUGUGAUGAAAGGAUUUUGUAAUUUAUAUAUUUUUGGAACGUUCACAUUUGAAAAGAAUAACAUUCUCAGUAACUUAUUU